Oreochromis aureus is the source of this 742-nucleotide messenger RNA. Its product is annotated as placenta-specific gene 8 protein-like. The record is from RefSeq and is a predicted model, not a curated record. NCBI's taxonomy places the organism in Eukaryota, Metazoa, Chordata, Actinopteri, Cichliformes, Cichlidae. The transcript has 4 exons. The coding region runs from base 52 to 447 and encodes 131 amino acids.
UUGUCCACUUUCUCUCAUUUUUUUCAAAGCUGAGAGAACCAGAGAAAAGAAAUGGCUGAAUACCAGCAGGCCACCCAGAUAGUGACAGUCUCCAGCACCCAUCAAAACCCUGGGCAUUGGAGCACUGGCCUCUGUGAUUGCUGUGCUGAUAUGGGCACUUGUUGCUGUGCCCUUUGGUGUUUCCCCUGCAUGCAGUGCGAUACAGCCAACAAGCACGGCUGGUGUUGCUGCCUCCCACUCUGUGAUGUAUGCUGCGUGGUGUCCUGCAUGCUCCGCCAGUCCAUCAGAGACCGCCACGGCAUCCCUGGUUCGUGCUGUGAUGACUGGUGUAAAAUAAUUUGGUGUUACGAGUGUGUCUGGUGCCAGAUGCAUCGUGAGGUGAAGAUCAGGGCCUACAUGCAGCCGGCCACCUCAACGGUGGUCACCACUCAAGUUGUCAGUGGAUAGGAUGUAACCACUUUGGCUCUUGGUUGAGUGAAGAUGGCCAACAGUAUUUCAAAAUUCAUUUCAAGUAUUUCAAAGUGCUGAAGCUUGUGUAGUUCAAUACAAUAUGUAGAGUCUUUGUUAAAACCAGAUGCUUUGAGCUUUGGUAGCGUGUUGGGUAUAUAAUACAACUGAGAGUGUUUGUUUACUCUGGCCAGUAAAAUCUGUAUAACUUCACAUGGUCACUGUUAUUGUAAUCUUUCCCAAGUUAAAUUUAACUUUUGCUGAAAUAAAAAGUUGCUUGUAUUCACCCAUUAUA